Molecule: messenger RNA, 1054 nt
Organism: Lethenteron reissneri (Far Eastern brook lamprey)
Lineage: Eukaryota; Metazoa; Chordata; Hyperoartia; Petromyzontiformes; Petromyzontidae
Gene: TIMM9
Product: translocase of inner mitochondrial membrane 9
Source: RefSeq, a predicted model, not a curated record
GGUGACAACGUCCCCCCGCCCCCCCCCCCACUCUCACCACGGCCGCGUGUAGUUUUUAUUCCGCGUCUUUGCGCGACUUGAACUCGACUGGAAUUCACUUUUUUUUUUAGAUUUUUCCUGCUGGGAUCGAGUUCCACACCUCGCGGACACUGCAACCGCUGGCGACGAGCACGACGCCGAGCGACCACGCUGCGAGCGCAAGCAAAUAGGCGCCGGGGUUCGUGUGUAGGAGCUGCCCCGUGACCUCUCCCCAAGGUUCUGUCUCCGCUGCACGGCCCACGAAUAAGAUCGUCAGGCAGACAUGGCUGCCCAGGUUACAGAGGCCGACCAAAUCAAGCAGUUCAAGGACUUCCUGGGCUCGUAUAACAAGCUGUCAGAGCUGUGCUUCAUGGACUGUGUGAAGGACUUCACAGUACGGAAGGUGCUGGACGAAGAGAACAACUGCACGGAGACCUGCAUGCAGAAAUAUUUGAAGAUGACGCAGAGAAUCUCGCAGCGCUUCCAGGAGUACCACAUCCAGCAGAACGAGGCCCUGGCCGCUCGCGCAGGCCUCAUCGUCCAGCCCAAGAUGUGAGCCGAGUGCCAAGGGGCCACUUCGUGAUCCGCGACAAAGGGGCCAAAAGCUACUGUGCGCAGCACUGGUUCUUCGCACAGACACCUCUGCAAUGUGGUUAACGAGUCUGGAGGAUCACGUUGCCCAAAUAAGUGUGUUUCUUAUUUUUUAAGAUAUUUCUGGAAACAGGAUUUAUGCCUAUCCAAGCAUUGGGCUUAAAUGCUGCCAUAACCCAGAGCAUGUGCUUUUCAUCCAUGUUGGCUUUAAAAAGCAAGAUCCUGUUGUUUUUUAAGAAAAUGUACAUUAGACAUCCCUACUGUGUAAAGGAUGUGGAUGCACUUAGGACUGUAUUUGUAAUACAGGAGUUAAUAUGGGGGAGCUUUGUCACCUUGCCUCUCUAUUGAUGAAAGGAUUCAAAAAAGCAUUUUUGCAUGCAUAACCAAUAUUCUGUAUUGUUGUAAACAUGUUGAGCUGUGGCUUAAUAAAAUAAUGUAACACAAA